Messenger RNA from Poecilia reticulata (guppy), 1067 nucleotides. Lineage: Eukaryota; Metazoa; Chordata; Actinopteri; Cyprinodontiformes; Poeciliidae. The record is from RefSeq and is a predicted model, not a curated record.
GUCUCCUCAAGCAGAUAGAGGUGGGAAUAAAACACUGGGGUAAAGUUUAGGGAGCUCUAAAGAGCAUAGGAGCGAGCUUUUGAGACCGCUCGGCCCAGAGGCGACAGAGAAGGCGGCACCGGAAGACGCAGUCUGGAAAAGUUACGGAUGCAAACGAGCCUUUUGAGAUUUUCCUCUUUUUUAUUAAAACACUGCGAACAGAAGGGAAGAGAUUAUCUGCAGCCAUGAAGAAAACUUCAUAUCCAGUGCGAUCAGCCAGCGCUCGAACAAGAAGAACAGAAAGAGAAAUCACUAGCCCCACUCUGAAACGGUCGUUCGAGGUGGAGGACACGGAUACAACCACACACCCUUCACCUCUCUCUCGCCGAACCACCAACCCCCUCCGUUCUUCAACGUCCUCCACAACCAGCCAGCGGAGCUACGACUUGAGUUCRCGCAACUCCGACUAUUCCUCCUCCUCCUCCAGAUCCACUGCAUCCGAGUCCUCAAACCUACGAUCCCCAAAGACCGGCAUGAGGCGCAUUGAGCUAUCAGGGCGAAACCCUGAUGCAGCCGCUUCCCGCCGGGCAGAGAUUUCCAUCGAGGUCUCCUCCAAACAGAUCGACAGCUCGCCCAGUGCCGGCAUCGCUCGCUUCGGCCUCAAGCGGCCAGAGGUGAGCCUGAGCAGUCGGAGCAAUGCCCUAGACAGCACCUCAAACUCCAUCUCCAGCAUUACAAACCGACGAGCGGAGCUCAGCAUGACUCGGCCUCAGGAGCCCCCUGCACCUCCCAGGAGGGCGGAUAGCCAGCUGUCACCCACACCGGUCUCUAGGAUCCCUGAGUUAACCCAGAGAAGGGCAGAGCCCCCGUCUCCCAGCCUGAGCUUAGUUGAUGGCGUCUCUAGAAGACCAGAGAUUCCUGUCUUCAGACAACCAGAGAACUCUGCGACAGGCWGCCCUGUAGAGAACARCAACCACCCACCACCUGCACCCGUCGCCCCACUGCCAACCCUGGCAGAGCCGCGGGUGGAGAAGGUGCAGUCACCUGUCGCGGAGCAACCCUCAACACGACCAACAGAURGUGAGUAA